AUGGCGGAUGCCGACGAAGCCUUUGGCCUCCCCCAUACGCCCCUGGAGGCCGAGUCUAAGGAGCUGCCUCCCGAAGCCAAGCAAGAGAACCCUCUGGGGAGUAGCAGCAAAGCCCCCGCGUCCCCGCAGGCGGCUUUCACCCAGCAGGGCAUGGAGGGGAUCAAAGUGUUUUUACAUGAACGAGAACUGUGGCUAAAAUUUCAUGAAGUGGGGACCGAAAUGAUCAUCACCAAGGCGGGACGGCGUAUGUUCCCCAGUUACAAAGUCAAGGUCACCGGACUGAAUCCCAAAACGAAGUACAUCCUGCUCAUGGAUAUUGUACCAGCUGACGACCACAGAUACAAAUUUGCAGAUAAUAAAUGGUCCGUGACUGGGAAAGCAGAGCCUGCCAUGCCUGGACGGCUGUACGUGCAUCCGGAUUCUCCAGCCACAGGUGCCCACUGGAUGCGUCAGCUGGUCUCCUUUCAGAAACUAAAGCUAACCAAUAACCAUCUCGACCCAUUUGGACAUAUUAUACUGAAUUCCAUGCACAAAUACCAGCCCAGACUGCACAUCGUAAAAGCUGACGAAAAUAAUGGAUUUGGCUCGAAAAACACAGCGUUCUGCACCCACGUCUUCCCCGAGACAGCUUUUAUCGCUGUGACCUCCUACCAGAAUCACAAAAUCACCCAAUUAAAGAUCGAGAACAAUCCUUUUGCCAAAGGAUUCCGGGGAAGUGAUGAUAUGGAGCUGCACAGAAUGUCAAGAAUGCAAAGUAAAGAGUACCCAGUGGUCCCCAGGAGUACGGUGAGACAGAAGGUAGCUGCUAACCACAGCCCCUUCAGCGGUGAGGCCAGAGUUCUCUCAGCCUCUUCCAACUUGGGGUCCCAGUACCAGUGUGAGAAUGGUGUCUCUAGUACCUCCCAGGACCUGCUGCCCCCACCCAACCCAUACCCCCUGUCCCAGGAGCAUGGCCAGAUUUACCAUUGUACCAAGAGAAAAGAUGAGGAAUGUUCCACCACCGAGCAUCCCUACAAAAAGCCCUACAUGGAGACCUCCCCCAGUGAAGAGGACCCCUUCUAUCGCUCCAGCUACUCCCAGCAGCAGGGGCUGAAUCCCUCCUACAGGACUGAGUCUGCCCAGCGCCAAGCCUGCAUGUAUGCCAGCUCGGCUCCCCCCACAGACUCCGUGCCCAGCCUGGAAGACAUAAGCUGUAACACGUGGCCUGCCAUGCCUUCCUACAGUAGCUGUACGGUGACGGCCAUGCAGUCCGUGGAUAGACUCCCCUACCAGCAUUUCUCGGCCCACUUCACUUCGGGGCCCUUGGUGCCCCGCUUGGCUGGGGUGGCCAAUCACGGCUCCCCCCAGCUCGGGGAGAGCAUGUUUCAGCACCAGACGUCCGUCCCCCAUCAGCCUGUGGUUCGACAGUGUGGACCGCAGACCAGCCUCCAGUCCCCCAGCAGCAUACAGCCUGCUGAGUUCCUGUACUCUCAUGGGGUACCUCGAACCCUGUCUCCUCAUCAGUACCACUCUGUCCAUGGGGUGGGCAUGGUGCCAGAGUGGAGUGAGAAUAGCUAA
This is a messenger RNA of Dromiciops gliroides (monito del monte), 1557 nucleotides long. It is a transcript of the gene TBX5, whose product is annotated as T-box transcription factor 5. Gene Ontology annotation, biological process: cardiac left ventricle formation; cell fate specification; positive regulation of DNA-templated transcription. Gene Ontology annotation, cellular component: nucleus. Lineage: Eukaryota; Metazoa; Chordata; Mammalia; Microbiotheria; Microbiotheriidae. Bases 1 to 1557 code for a protein of 518 amino acids. Gene Ontology annotation, molecular function: DNA-binding transcription factor activity, RNA polymerase II-specific; RNA polymerase II cis-regulatory region sequence-specific DNA binding. The record is from RefSeq and is a predicted model, not a curated record. The transcript is spliced from 8 exons.